Umbelopsis ramanniana AG is the source of this 1678-nucleotide messenger RNA. RefSeq lists its product as uncharacterized. NCBI's taxonomy places the organism in Eukaryota, Fungi, Mucoromycota, Umbelopsidomycetes, Umbelopsidales, Umbelopsidaceae. Gene Ontology annotation, molecular function: protein binding. Gene Ontology annotation, cellular component: Golgi apparatus; TRAPP complex. Bases 85 to 1671 code for a protein of 528 amino acids. The transcript is spliced from 7 exons. The record is from RefSeq and is a predicted model, not a curated record.
CUCAUGCAGCAGCAUUAUUCAAAGCGGCAAAAAAUUCAGACUCGUGCCUAACUUCAGUGACAGUAUACCUCACCAUCAGCACAGAUGGACAAUGUACUCAAAGCAGAUAAUAUAUUAACACCUGCGGCAGAGGUACCAGGUAUUGGUAGAAAUAGCCUCCAAUCGCCACCAUCAGCACUAAAUACCGAUCCUGCAUCCCAAAGCCAAGCAGACACAUUCGAUACCAUCCCACCAACUCCUCAAGCGCAACGACCUCCAACACUACCUUAUCAAAUUAUAAAUUCGCUGACAAGCACAAUUGGAGGCAUGGCAAACAGCGCUUCUGCAAUGCCACAACAGCAAGGCAGGGAGGCUGCAUCACCUACCAGCAGCUACUUUCCAGACGCCCCCCACUCAAACGAAUCCUCGUCUUCUGGAGAACUUGGUAACGCUGGACAAGCUGCUAAAAACCACGGUGUUGAAAACAGAAAGCGUGGCUACUCAGGAUCCAGAGCUAAUCGCUCUCUUUCCAACGCCUCAGUGGGUUCCGGAGGUGUCUCUCUUGGUUUGAGCUUAACGAACAGCACGUUGUUUUAUGAUAUUCCAAUGUCAGAUGCCUUGUCCGAUUUAAUAGAGAAGCAUAUCUCUCCAGAGAAGAGGCCGAGAAGAGAGUCUGUUGAAUUGUCAGACGUUGAAAAGCUAAAAACGGCGGAUGCACUUCAAGAGUUAGUGAACCGAAAAUCAUGGCGUUCAGUGGCCCGAUUUACUCGCAACCGUAUCGUGCAAACAAAUCCAUCCCAUCUAGCCGAAAUCUUGCAGCUUUGGUACGUCCGACUGCAAGCACUAGUCAAUCUACGACUAUAUCAGCUUGCAUUAGCUGAGCUUGACAAACUUGGAGAUCUAAAUCGUCAAGAAUACACAUUCGAAUAUCAUCAAGGUCUCUUCCCUGGAAAGUCUGGAAUAAUGAUACCAUUUGAGCUCCGAGUAUUGUCGGCCAAUUUACCAGGAUUGAUGAAGCACUACAACGCAAGUAUAGAGCGUUUAACCAUACUUGCAAUGGAAUGCCAAAGGUUGAACAGUAAGGAGGACACUGAACUUUGGCGCAAACGAGAAGUGUCUCUCUAUAUCAUGCUAGCCAACUUUCUACUGGAAAUCAAGGAUUUCCCUCUCACCAUAUCGAUCAUGACAAAAAUAGUCAACACAUUUUCUAAUGGAGCUGCUGAGCCGGAUGUUAUAUCAACUUUGGGUCGACUGUAUUUACAGCUUGGCAAUAUCCAAGAUGCGAAGAAAGUGUUCAAAGGGCUAGAAAGUCAAGAAGCAAGUGAUCCACACGUCAAGCGGCUUGUACGAAUGAAUAGUGCUUUAUGCCAUGUUGCUGCAGCCGACUGGAGCCCGGCAAAAGAGGAGUUAGACGCAAUUCUAGCUGAGGAUCCCAAUGACUAUGAAGCUGUUAACAACUUGGUGGUGUGCUUGAUCUAUCUUGGUGAGCUGAACCAGGCAAUUGCAGUGAUGGAGGAUUUGAUUUCAAAAUCAAACGAUCAGGCACAUGGGCUGAUAGAAAAAGCCGUCUUUAAUUUAUGUACAUUAUAUGAGCUGCGCUCAGAUACAGCGAUGGAGAAGAAAAUCUGGAAAUUACAGCAACUUCAUCCGUAUCUUGGAGACGGAUUUCAUGUAGAAAGUUUUAAAAUUUAAGUAAACA